AUUCGUCUGUUUAGCUUCGUAAGAAACGAACGAACAGUUCUCUCACUCACACUAGCAACAAGUGUCAACUUGUCGAGUCGUAACUUCGAUUUAAUUCCUAAAGAAAACUACUAAUAAGAAAAUGGCCAGCAAAUGCCGUCAAAACUACCAUGAGGAAUCUGAAGCCUCCAUCAACAAGCAGAUCAAUAUUGAACUGAAUGCUCAUUAUCAGUACCUGGCUCUGAGUUCUUACUACGAUCGGGAUGACGUAGCCCUCAAAGGCUUUUCCAAGUUCUUCAAGGACUCUGCUGAGGAGGAACAUGAGCAUGCCGAGAAACUCAUGAAAUAUCAGAAUCUUCGUGGAGGAAGAGUUGUGUUGACUGCCAUCAACCGUCCAGCUCAUCAAGAAUGGGCCACUCCAUUGGCCGCAAUUGAAUUUGCUCUCAAUCUGGAAAAACAAGUCAAUCAGUCGCUGCUAGAUUUGCACAAGGUGGCUAGUGGUCACAACGAUGCACACCUUUCAGAUCACUUGGAGGAGCAUUUCUUGGAAGAACAAGUGGAGUCCAUCAACAAGUUGGCCAAAAUGCACACCAACUUGGUUCGUGUUGGUGACGGUCUAGGUGUCUUUUUGUAUGACAAGGAACUGCAGUCCUAAAUGUCCCAUUUAACAUCAUCCACUGGGACCAAGAUAUUGAAAGCCCUAGUAACUGUCAACACUUCACAUGUGUAUCCAAAAUAGCAGAAGUCUGUUGAUCUUGUAGUUUUCAGAUACUCAUUUUGUACAAUGAAGCAUUUGAAUAAAUAUAAUUUCAUCAACCAG
Daphnia pulicaria is the source of this 799-nucleotide messenger RNA. RefSeq names its product soma ferritin-like. Gene Ontology annotation, molecular function: ferrous iron binding; ferric iron binding. Gene Ontology annotation, biological process: intracellular iron ion homeostasis; iron ion transport. Gene Ontology annotation, cellular component: cytoplasm. The transcript has 3 exons. The record is from RefSeq and is a predicted model, not a curated record. The coding region runs from base 122 to 634 and encodes 170 amino acids. Lineage: Eukaryota; Metazoa; Arthropoda; Branchiopoda; Diplostraca; Daphniidae.